AGUAGUUCGGCCGACCACCGCGCGGCGCUUACGUACCCGUACUAUUCCGUGUCGCCCGUUCUCAAUACAAAGAACACCUCUGUAUUGUAAAAAAUCUGUGAUGUAUUGAUUAAUUUCAACUUUAUCCUCUCGCUAACAACCGUCUAACACCACAGUGAAGUUCAAACCAGUGUUAAAAUCAAAGAAAACGUCGAUUCCAAAGCGUUUUGAACGGGCCACGUCCUAUGAAAUUCCUCAUUUAUCGUUGAAUAGAAUCUAGCGGUCGGAGGAACAUGGAGGGCCCGUCGCGGCGUCUCUGAAUGGAUUGAUCGUGUUUUAUAUGUGAAAUUGUGGACGUUCCGUGGUGUUUAGUGAUAUUUGAAUGUAAAUAUGGAUUGGUGUUUGUGUGAAACAGUGUAGGUAGCACAGAGUUCGUAGCGUCUCCGUCGUAUUAUGCGAGUCGAGUAAACCAGUCAGAAUGGUUUCGCUCACGUACUUCGGCCUCCGUCACACGCCGUGGACCGUCCUGGUGCUGAUUUUCUUCAUCGAAAGUGUGAUGGGGAACUACGCCAAGUCCUUCUACAUACAUUGGAAUACCACAAACAGCAUAUUUAGAAUAGACAACACCGAUCACGUAUUCGACUUGAAUAAAGGCAACGCGCAGUUUGAGUACGACCAAGUGAACAUAAUAUGUCCAGUGUACACGCCAGGGACUUUUGAGGAGGACACUGAAAAAUAUAUAAUUUAUAAUGUGAGCAAAGAAGAGUACGAUACGUGUAGAAUAACGAAUCCGAAUCCUCGGAUAAUAGCUAUAUGCGAUAAACCGCACAAAUUGAUGUUUUUCACAAUCACCUUCCGGCCAUUUACCCCGCAGCCGGGCGGACUAGAAUUCUUGCCCGGGAAGGACUACUACUUUAUAUCGACCUCUAGUAAAGACGAUCUGCACAGACGCAUUGGAGGUCGAUGUCUGAGCCAUAAUAUGAAGCUGGUGUUCCGGGUGUGCUGCAAGCCGGAGGAGCAGUCUCCUCCGCCGCAACCACAGCCCACCCUGCCACCACCGCCGCCACCACCCACCACGCCAUCCACCACCACGACCACGACAACAAUGAAGCCGGUCACUAAAAAGACGCACAAGUACGACAAGACGCCGAAUGAAGUUAUCAAGAGUGAGGAGUUGUCUCACUCGCGCGGGGCUGCGUUGGCUUCGUCGCUCGCUCUCGCCCUGGCCGCGAGCGCGGUUUUAGCGCCCCUGGCUCGGUGAAUGUGCGCCCGGGCGGCUCGACCACCGCGACCCGACCUCGUCGACAAGCCAGGCCCAGCACAGACUCUACACACGCUGCAUUUGCGCCCAGACACUCUGAUUUAUACGUGAAUAUGUGCGUAAGAAACAGUGUUAGAUGUAAAACUAAAGUGAACAGUAUAAGUGAUGUGCCCCAAGGAUUGUGGAUCUGACUCGACUAGUAAGUAAUCGAAUGGUGAUGAAGGGAUGUGCAAAACUCAAGUUCCGAUCAAGUUCCAAACGACAAAACUUUAGUCUGUAAGGGACACGAGAGCCUAAUUUUUAUCUAAGUAAUUAUGGGCCUACCGAGUAAUCGAACUAAUUUGUGAAGUUACUUUUCAUUAGAUGUCAAACCGUAGACUAUCAGUUAAAUAUUUAUAUAUAAAGAAAUGUUAACAUGUAUGAUAAAAUUAGGUUUCUUAAACCAUUUAGGAAUUAACGAUUUUUUAUAUUUUUCAUUAUGCAAAAGAUAUUUGUAAUAAGACUUAGGGUUCUUAACGGAUCAAUGCAGAUAAUAGGAAAACGUAUAUAAAGAAGAAUUAGGUAGCUUUUUUUAAUUUUUAGUCCAAAAGACAAUUUUUUUUAUUUAAUUUCAAAACAACAGAUAUUGCAUUAAUUAGAAUUUAUUUAUAAAUAUAAAUGAAAAUCUUUUGGACAAGUACAGAGUCUUGUCCCGACCACUGUGAUUUUGGUUUUAGUAUUUUUCUCUUUAUAAAAUGCUUUUAUUAUGUGAUAUAUUUACCUUUUAUGUAUUAAAAGUGAAGCCUUUUUCACCUCAUUUCUCUUGACUGAUUUUGCAUUUCAGCUUUUUAAUUUUUAUUUAAAGAAAAUAAAUUAUAUAUAAAUCGCUGAGAACACCACUAUCUUAGAAAAUGGCUGUAUAGACGCCAUUUUAACAUCGAAAUAGCUAAUGAAAUAUAAAAAAAGAUGGUGGAAAGCGUUUUAUAGCUAAAUAAAAUAAUUGAAACCUACACCUAUUUAGAAGAGAUGAAAUUUUCAACGAUGUUGUUAUAACAAUGAAAAUUUCAUUUUUUCCAUAGACACGAAUAAGCACUCUCGUGCCAUUUUGGAAACGUGUUAAAUAACAUGUUCUAACAAUAUUAAUGAAAUAGUCAAAUAGUUUAAUAGUAGAUGAAAUAGACCGGUUUUCUUUUAGAAGUAACUCAAUAGCGACAGUUGAUAUAAUUUAGGUAGCUCAUAAGAAAACGUUUGACAUUUCAAAUUGUAUUGAGAUUAUAAACAAAAGCCUAAUGUAAUUCCCCAAAAAGUGACACGUUAUUAGUCAAAUUACUUGACACAAUCGAUUUUGAAGGUAAAGAAAAUGAAUUUGAUCAAUCAGAUGAUAUUUCUAAAGUAAUUGAUGAAGAAUAGAAUAUUCUGGAUGACAAAACUAAUUACUGUUUUAACAAAACAACGCAUAUGGUUGAAUCCAUAUUUAAAGGAAUUCAGAGGAAAGCUUAUUAAUGUGAGUCAUUGCAUAGGAAUGAUAUUCGACCUAUCCACAGCAAGCCUAUAAGUCAUUCCAAUGUGACAUUUGCAGCAAUUUAUCUCAAUUCUCCAAGAUUUAUUCAUAAUAAAUAAAGAAAUGCUAUACCACAAAAAAUGGUGGAUUCUUAUCGAUAUAUCAAAAAUGAGUUUCCAUAACUUCUGGUAUGAUUCAAAAAGCAUCUGGCCGUAAAAGAAAGAAAUAAACGUUCUAAAUUUAAACUGCAGCUAAUUAAAGAUAAAAAGAACGUGACACUAAAAAGGUUUCAUUCUCUUUUUUAAAAACAAAACGGUUUUUAACAGUGACUUUGGUCGUGCAUUGUUUCCUAAACAAAUGUCAGUUUAAAAAUAGUUUGUAGCUUUAAGACGACAUCACAAUUUUAGACUACAAGCUAUUACCCGUGACUUGGUUUAGGAGCAAAUGAAAUGUUUAUGUGACAAACGAAAACAAAAUGAUCAUUCAGGAAUUAUUAAUCCGCUUAAAAACUAAACUAUGUGCUAUAUUAGCCUCUAGCCAGAUACCAUUUAUGCGCUUGUAUAACGAGAAAUCAAAAAUUCUAUUGGAAUGACGUGAAUUUUUACACUUGUCAGUAUCAUUUCCAUACAUUUAAUUUUUACUCUCUCAGCAAACUAGCGCUUCUGACCGUUGGCUCAAAGCACUGAACUAUAAUCUAUCUCUAUGCGAUUCGCGGAUAUCAGUUUAUUGAUUUUUGCGUCUAUAACUUUAAAUCUUUGCAUUGAUAACAUUUUUUUCAUAGCUUUGUCAAACACAAACACAAUAACAGACCUCAAAAUCAACUCGACCGAGUUUUAGAUCAGCAUGAAAGUACGGAUAAUCGAUUUAAGAUUUAGCAUAUUCGAGCUUUAAAAAUAAACAAAACACUCGUUGACUUGAAUAAAAUCUGCCCUCAAUAUUGGUGCGAUAUUACAAAAAGACUCUUUGGAUCGAAAGAUUUCUCUUCAGACGUCCAUCUUGAUAUAAUUCUGCCAAUUUCUCUUUGAAUGAUAUUCUAUUUUUAUCAUGAUUAUGAUAAAAAGUUAUAACUUAAUGAAAUGUGUCCCGAUUUUAAUUAAUUUUAUUAUUUUUACUUGAUAUUGAUAUGGAAUUAUCUAAUGAAGCCUUUAAAGUUUUAAUGCUUUGAAGUCUGUAACUCCGUUACACAAAACUACUGAACAUCUUAUUUGGAUAAAAUUUUGUAUAAAGGUAGAUUAUGACAUAGAUUAGCCCAUUUAUAACUUUUAAUCCCGUUUUAACAUCAAAACUAAGCUAAAUUCCUUGAAAAACUCAGAAAUAUUUCAAAAUUUGUCGCCUUUAGACGAUAAUUUUCAAUUCUCAUCGACAACGGAUAUUGGUAUCGCUACAAACCUUUUGUUGUUUGCAUUUCACAUGUCAUGAGCGGAAGGUACUGGACAAACACCCGAGAUAUUACAAAAUACACAUUUCUACCACGCCUUUGUUCGAGAACACAUCCUCUAUUUUACGUUUACUAUGCGUCAUUGCGACGAAAAGGCGUAACAUUGAUUUUCUGCUAAAAAUGCGAAUUUUUUACACUAUUUGUUCUGAAUAAACAUUUUGGCAACUAUCUGGUCUCAAUCUUUCAAAUUGUUUUCAAAGUUUGUCUUGCUUAUAACUUCUGCCAGUACCUUCAACCGAGUUCCCAUCAAAGCAGAACAGACUAUAAUUUACCCCUGUUCCUUAUUUCAGCUAUUUUGACAUGAUUGAAUUACAAACAUAUACACGAACAUUCACAAUUAUAAUGCUAAGUAAAAUAUACACAGAAAUUUAAAUCCUACAAAUAACAGUUCAGUUUAAAAUACCCCAUAAGUUAUAGGCAACAACGUGAUUACAAGCAAAAAUGCAUAGAAUACCCAGUCACUUCCUAGAAAACCAUUGCAUUGGCUAAAGCUUAAGCCAUAAAAUCGGUACAAUAUGCACUAUGGCUCCCUAGUCUUAACGAUAUGAGAAAGCAUGAAGCAAUAAAUUGUAUGGAACAAAAGGCUUAGAGUCUUUACAAAUAUUAUUAGUUAGAAGUAAAAGUCGUUAUUCUAACGAGUUCUUAACUGUAACCUAUACACUUUAGUUUUCAUCUUCAGACGUGUCGAAAUCUUUCUUGUUAGAUUUAACUGUCGUUGAAGGAAUUUCGGUUAAUGCUUUACAGAUUUGGGUAAUUACAUUUUCUAUCGUAGUUGUUGUGAUGUCUGUUGCCUAGAAGACAGUUAUGUUGUCAAAGUUUAAUGAUUUUAUCUCGCUUCAUCAAGUGAUAUUUUCAUUUUUUUGGCUAUCUACAUACCUUUCGACUUAUUGAAUAUAAACAGCAUUUAACAGUUAUAUAUUUCAAGAGGGAAACUUGUCUAACGUAAAAUAAUACUAAAGAAACUUUGAUAGCAAGUCAAACCAGUCUAUAUUUUUUUACAUGUUAAAAGUAUUUUUCCUUUUCUUCUAAAACAAGUAAGAAAAACACUGGAGUCCCUCAGGGUUACAUUAUAGGCCCAUCAUUAAAGUAUCAAUAUCAAUUUACCUUACCUCUGAUCGUACAUUAAAACCAAACUGCGUUCUUUAAAAAGUUACAAUAGCGACUGCCAAGCUCAAGAUUUUGAAACCAAAAAGUAUUAUUAGUGUUGUCCAUUUCAAAAUUUACAGUAUCAGCAUGGCAUGUAACGUAGUGCUCAGUAUUGCUUGCACCCUUUGGUCUGAUAUCAUAGCUAUUAAUACCAAGUAUACUACAGACUGUCUGUCUAUUCCUUGGGAGAUUAACGGACGUAAUGUUAUGUUAACUUUUUAUAAAGCUCGCACAUAAAGAUGUAACCUCGCCACAGGUAUAACAAGUAACCAAGUCUUACAGUCCGUUGAGUGGUUCUAUUUUUAUUUUAAACUAAACAGUUAAAUAUCUACUUAGCGUUUCUGGGUACACGUUUGUUUUAACAUCGCUUUCAGUUAUUUUCAGUUCCUGAAGGGUUUGUGAACGAACCAAUCUUGGAUGCAUGUUUGUAAUAAUUUAAACUGUGUUAUUCUUUUUCUAUAACACACCUUUUUGAUGUCUUCGACUUGUUAAAAACGUCAGGGAUUUCGUUUUUUUCUUCGUUUCUCUUGUUUUUUGAGAAAGAUUAAGUUGUUUCGGUUUUUUUGAAAAGGGUUUUUUCGAUGUUAAUGUGUCGUUAAAGUCUUGUUGUCUUGGGUAGUUCGUAAAUUAUCGAAGUGGUGGGCGCUUUUGGUCUUUCUUGUGUCCUAUGACAAUAUUUGUUUGUGUUUCAUUAUUGUUUUUAUCUUUUGUUAUCAUCGGGAUUGUUUUUCUUGGUGAUCAAUUGAAUAAUAUCUAUCACUCGUCAGUGAAGCUAUUUGCUCAUUCAAAGAGUAUUCUAUGGUAAUCAAGCUAGGAUUAAUGUUACUCAUUUUCGUUUUAUUUACCUAUAUCAUAUCAUUUUAAAAUAAUUGCUAGGAUAAAUACCACAAAACGGUAAAUAGUACUCGAAUGAUAUUUAAUUGUAUCUCUAACUGUUUUCUCCAAAAUUAUGACCAAGAAAGUAAUCAUGCAAAUAUCAUUCCUUUGCAAAAUGUUUCUCUAGCUUUGCGCACUUAAUGAAAUAAUUAUAAUUAAUGUUUGUUUCUUCAUAGGAACCGCCUUCAAUUAUUCCGUCGUUAUUAUGAAUAGUUUUAUUCAUUUCUUUAUUAACCUCUUUGGAAUCAUGAUCAUGAUUGAAGUUUUUUUCGUCUUUUAAAAUUACUUUUGCUGGUAUAUAGUUAAUGUCAGAAUAUUUAUUUCAAUUAAACAGUUCUUUGGUGGUUUUAAUAUUUAAAAUUGCAAAUUGAAGCAUUUCAUCUAGUUAUUUGCGGCGUUAAGCUGAAAUACAGAUACAAACUGAAGUCCUUUUAUUAUUAGAUCACAUGAACCGUACGGUAUUAUUAAAGCAUUACUAAAAACUGGUCACAAUUUCUAAACUUAAACGAAUUUCUUUUACCUAGGAAUCGAAUCCACAAUCCCAUACUGCACAGUAGCACUUACAACUAACGAUUUAGUUAUAAAAACCAUUUCUCAUAAUACAUUAAACGCAUCAUAACUCCAUUUUGAAAUAAAUUUAAUUAACUAAAGAGAAUAUGAAACGUAAUUAGUUGAUAUAUUUAUUGUUAUUAUACGAACGUGAUUAUGGCGUUUAUUUCGGGACUUUGAACUCUGAGAUGGGAUUUAUAUGACAUGACGUUAUAGAAGUCGCAAAAUAUAGGUGGCUAACCUAUGACAUGUGGUAUUUAUAAAACUCCCAUUAUAAUUUUUAAUCUUCUCAUUUUUAAUCUCAGUAGUAGCACGGAGUCUGGAAUUGUGCCCGG
Spodoptera litura is the source of this 7064-nucleotide messenger RNA. The record is from RefSeq and is a predicted model, not a curated record. NCBI's taxonomy places the organism in Eukaryota, Metazoa, Arthropoda, Insecta, Lepidoptera, Noctuidae.